AUGGCGAGUGACUCGGACCUGGUGACCGACCUCUGCCUGGAGACGGUCACGGCCGGCCACGGCGUGCUCGUGUUCUGUCCGACCAAGGCCUGGUGUGAGCAGCUGGCCCUCAACGUGGCCGCCGAGUUCUGCCGGCUCGCCAUCCGUUGCGUUUCAUCUCAGCAAACCGCCUUCACGGCCACCGCCUUCACCGGUGCCUUCCUUAACGGCAUCGCCGGGAUCAUGGCCAUGGCGACGCCGCCCCACAUCUCGGCGCUGUGGUUCCCGCCCGAGCAGCGCACCACGGCUACUGGACUGCCCAGCAUCGCCAGCCAGCUGGGCGGCAGCUGCGCCUUUCUCAUCGGGCUGCUGAUCGUGCGGCAGCCAGGGGGUGCCGACCCGGCCGCGGACUUAGACGCCGCCCGCAGCGACAUCAUGACUUUGAUGUACGUGGAGGCAGGCCUGGCCGCCUACUUCUCCGUGUUCAACAUCAACGUCGCUCCGCUGGGCGUCAGUCAGGAUGACGCCGGCUGGCUCGGCUUCUGGGCGUGUGUCAUCAGCUGUGUGGCAGCGCUGUUUGUAGCCCGCCUGACAGACAUAUUCCGAGGCCACAUGAAGGCCACGGUUAUGGGCCUUUUCCUCGGUGCAGCUGUGAGCUACUGCUGGCAACUGGCGCUGGCCGCCCAGUGGCUGUCUUUCUCGCUGCCCAGGCUGUAUUGUUCAACACUGCUUUGCCUUUCGCUCACGUACUCGACAUCGCCUCUGCUGUACGAGUAUGCUGUUGAGCUCAGCUACCCUGUGUCUGCUGACGUGAUCGGCGCCGUCAUGAGUGUCAGCAUGAACGUUAUCAGCGCUCUAUCGCUCCUGCUCUUCCUGAUCAAGCCGCUGAGUGAACACACACUUUGGCUCAACUAUGCUUUGGUUCUCGCCGUGCUGCUCUCGACGACCAUGGUCUGGAAGACCACGGAAAUCUACAGGCGAACGGACACUGACAGGAACUUGCAGGGGACGUCGUAG
Molecule: messenger RNA, 996 nt
Organism: Pollicipes pollicipes
Lineage: Eukaryota; Metazoa; Arthropoda; Thecostraca; Pollicipedomorpha; Pollicipedidae
Product: solute carrier family 49 member 4-like
Exons: 4
Coding region: 1-996 (331 amino acids)
Cellular component (GO): membrane; intracellular membrane-bounded organelle
Source: RefSeq, a predicted model, not a curated record